Acromyrmex echinatior (Panamanian leafcutter ant) is the source of this 746-nucleotide messenger RNA. RefSeq names its product membrane protein BRI3. Lineage: Eukaryota; Metazoa; Arthropoda; Insecta; Hymenoptera; Formicidae. The record is from RefSeq and is a predicted model, not a curated record.
GUCUAGUGUCAUAAUAGAAGUUUGUGGUCGAAUGGCAGCAUGAAAAAACACCUUUAAGUAGUGUUAGCAAUAUAAAAGUAUUACAUAUAUGAGCUGAACUAAUAUACAUAUAUUUUUGAAACUUAAAGUGAGAAAGAUUAUGGAAAUGUUCAUGACGCAUUGAAUACUUAUUAAAACAAAUGAUAACAGCGAAUUGAUUAUGGAGACACAGCCGUUGAAAGUGCCUGAAACAUCUCCACCGCCAUAUACUAAUUCUGUUGCAACAGCUCCAGCAGUGAAUUCAUCACAAUGGCAACCACCUCCCGGAUACUAUCCUAACAUUGAUUCUGGUUAUCAACCUGGCUAUCAAGGAAGCCAUGUUCCAUCAUAUGGCUCUACACAUUCCACUGCAAUCAUUGUUCCAGAAAUUAUUGUAGUUGGCGGUUGUCCAGCAUGUAGAAUAGGAAUAAUGGAAGAUGAUUAUACAUGUCUUGGCUUGUUUUGUGCGAUUUUUUUCUUUCCUCUCGGAAUUAUCUGUUGUCUGCUAUUAAGGACAAAACGCUGUUCAAAUUGUGGAGCUUAUUUUGAUUAAUUAAAAUUGAAUCAUCGCAUGGUCUCAAAGCCCUAAAAGCUGGCUAAAAUAUGAAAGUAUUUUUCAAUUUAGUUACGAAAUUUAAUAUCUAUAAUGGUUUUCGAGAUCACUGAUUAUCGACUCGAAAUCAAAUUAUAAAGGAGGAAAUGGAUCUAUUUAAUGUAGCCAACGUAUG